AUGUCGAGACCACUCGUCCUAGUCACCGGAGCUACAGGCCAUAUCGGCUUCGCAAUUCUAGCAUUGCUCCUCAAGAAAGGCUAUCGAACACGCGUCGCUAGCCGGAAGCUUUCAAGUGCGGAAAAGCUAAAAGAUCUACCCAGCUUGGAACCAUACGUCAAUUCAAUCUCUUUUAUUGAGGUCCCUGACUUCACGGCUGACGGGGCAUUCGAUGAGGCCGUCAAGGACGUCGACUACAUUCAACACAUCGCCUCACCUAUUCCUGAUGGAGCCACAUCUGGCGAGAUAUCCGACGCUCUCUCUGAAUUCAUCAACCCCGCCGUUAAGGGUAACCUGGCCAUCCUUCAAGCUGCCACGAAAUCUCCGAGUGUCAAGCGCAUCAUCAUCACCUCGUCCACUGAGAUCCUAGACCCAAAAGAAGGCGCAACGACCAUGGGCCCGGACGACGUGCCCGGUCCCGUCCCACUCGACGAAGUCAAAGGUACCACGAACCAGCAUUUUGCGUAUCGUCAGUCUAAGAGACACUCCGGUGCGGCUGUUGAGACUUUCAUCAAGGAGAAAAAACCACAUUUCGAUGUCCUCAGUAUUCUUCCAUCCUUCGUGCAGGGUCGUAAUGAGCCAGUCACCACCAUUCAUGACUUGCUCAGCCGUCCUACGUCAAAUUAUGUGAUGAUCGACCAGGUUCUAGGGAAAAAGUCGGAGAGGCCCUCACCUAUCGAUCUCGUGUUCUUGGAUGAUGUGGCGCUAACGCAUGUUGCGGCCAUGGAGUCCAGGAAAGUCAAGAGUGGUGGGAGGUUCAUCGCAGCGUAUACCCGUCCUAUACCUUGGGAGGAGGUCGAUCCAAUUGUAGAGAGAUUAUUCCCUGAAGAGGUGAAGUCCGGAUUGUUGCCGCUUGGUGGGAAGCAUCCGGGGGUGGGGAGGGCGAAGGACGGGUUUGAUAGCAGUAAGACCACAGAAAUUUUGGGAGUGGAGUUUCGUGGUCUCGAGGAUAUGGUGCAGAGCUUGAUCGGGCAGCUUGUAGAGUUGAAGAAGAAGGAUAAGGAGAACUGAGGGAUUCACAAUGGCAAGGCGUAGAGUACAUCACGUCGACUCAAAUACACAUGCCCCAGAGGUAGCAUUUGGUCCUACCGCCGUUCGCAGCGUUAUGGCACUGUUCCUCCAGUGCAACGCAUUCGGCGAUCGAAUGAACUUGCUCUUUACGAGCUGCGCAAACG
Mytilinidion resinicola is the source of this 1214-nucleotide messenger RNA. RefSeq names its product NAD(P)-binding protein. The record is from RefSeq and is a predicted model, not a curated record. NCBI's taxonomy places the organism in Eukaryota, Fungi, Ascomycota, Dothideomycetes, Mytilinidiales, Mytilinidiaceae. The coding region runs from base 1 to 1050 and encodes 349 amino acids. Gene Ontology annotation, molecular function: oxidoreductase activity, acting on the CH-OH group of donors, NAD or NADP as acceptor. The transcript has a single exon.